AUGAACUCAAGUCUGGCUCUCAGGGAGCGUCGCCGGAGUCUAUGGGCCGAGUUUCACUCUCUGGCGGAGACCCAUGCCCCAACGUGUCGCUUCCCCGAAAUAUCGAACGCCGUUGAGCGUCGGGAGUUCAGCACGGAUGGCCGGUCACGACCAGAUAUGAUCGCAAAUACACAGGUGAUAGAAGCAUCGAUGAAGGAAGCGCAUGACGGGUUUGUUCACGGCAUUAAGACUACGGAAUACACCCAAGUCCACAUCCCUGGAACCGAAGGCAUCGUGUCCAGUACAACCAAGACUUACCUGCCCAUGUUCCUGGCGUCCCUACGCAUGUUGCGAUAUACGGGCUGUACUGUACCGGUUGAGCUGUUUCUGUCAGAUGAAUGGAAUUACGACGGGCAUCUGUGUGAGAGGGUGUUGCCUCUGUAUGACGCCUCCUGCAUCGUGCUGUCCAGGCUCUUCAACUCCAGCAACAAGGUGGACGUUCAACAUUCCCAACUCAAGGCCUUCGCCGUCCUGUUGUCUUCCUUUGAAAAUGUGAUAUAUAUGGACCCUUGGAGCCUCCCGACUUAUAGUGCGUCCACGGCCCGUCCUUGCGCCGAUGACAGCCUCACCACCUGGCCGGGCCACUGGGCCUCCACCGUGAAUCCGAUCUACUAUAAUAUCUCUGGCCAACCAGUCCCCAGCAUGGCGGCGCGCCCGGCGUCCGAUACUUCGGCAUUCUUCGUGUCGAAGCGAAGCCACCUCACGACGCUGUUCCUAAACGCGUACUACAAUUACCAUGGUCCGUCGUACUACUACCCCCUCUUCGGGCAGGGGGGCCCGGGAGACCCAGGGGGCGACUCCCUUCUACUCGCUGCAGCAGCGCUCGGACAAAGCUUUCUAAUGAUUCAGGACCCGGAAGCUGAUGUGGGUUACCAGGCCCUGGACGGUGAGUUCUACUCGUCCGCCGUCGUGCAAAUCGAUCCGCAAAACGUCAAUUUCCAUCGUGUAGCUUGUUUCCGAAACACCGAGACAAACCGACAAUCUUUCUUCAACUACACCGAGAAACAACUCGUUCGACGGGCUGACCAGCCAUUUUCGUUCUCAUGGUCAGGGCUGACCAGCAACAACAAGCUAUACCGCCUACGGACCCAGUGGGUGACGCCACAGGGCGAACUGUCGCGCUUGACGGAGGGUCCCGAGUGGGAUUAUUGGAAGAACAUCCAGUCGACCAACUGUCUCCUGAAAAGUGCGGUCAACGUGUGGAAGGCUGCCGCUGCCGAACAUUGGAAAGGGCUACAGAACGAUAUCUGCCUCUUGGCCCUGUGGUACUGGAAGAUGGCGUCUCGGCCAGUCACGAUUUCGUCGGCUACAUCGCACGGUUUGCCUGUUGGUUCACCGAAUAGUAUAUUGGAUACAGCUCUACCUCCUAUUUCCGAGAGACGCGAGCCUGUCACAAACUCGUCUGCUGUCUCACUUGAUUUGACUACUUCCUCACGGAAUAGCAUGCCGUAUUCAACCCUCCCUUCUAUCCCCGAGGUCCCCGAGCCCGACAGUGUUCCACCGUCUCCCCGAGAAGGUAGUGUGGAUGACCACUGUCUCUCCUGCUGUCGGGGCGCAUAUCGUCUUAACGGUCCAGGGGUAUUUUGA
Molecule: messenger RNA, 1626 nt
Organism: Aspergillus campestris IBT 28561
Lineage: Eukaryota; Fungi; Ascomycota; Eurotiomycetes; Eurotiales; Aspergillaceae
Exons: 1
Coding region: 1-1626 (541 amino acids)
Biological process (GO): mannan biosynthetic process
Cellular component (GO): Golgi apparatus
Molecular function (GO): alpha-1,2-mannosyltransferase activity
Source: RefSeq, a predicted model, not a curated record